Molecule: messenger RNA, 4088 nt
Organism: Epinephelus fuscoguttatus (brown-marbled grouper)
Lineage: Eukaryota; Metazoa; Chordata; Actinopteri; Perciformes; Serranidae
Gene: dpysl4
Product: dihydropyrimidinase like 4
Exons: 15
Coding region: 164-1882 (572 amino acids)
Cellular component (GO): cytosol; cytoplasm
Molecular function (GO): hydrolase activity, acting on carbon-nitrogen (but not peptide) bonds, in cyclic amides
Source: RefSeq, a predicted model, not a curated record
GGAAACCGGAUGUGUGUGUGUGUGUGUGUGUGUGUGUGUGUGUGUGUGUGUGUGUGUGUGUUGUCGGCAGCGUGACGUCAGAGCCGACAGGGGUAACAAUAGCAGGCUGUAUGUGUGUGUGCGUGUGUGAACGGAUCAAUCAGCCGAUCACAGAUCGAUCAGGAUGUCGUUCCAGACCAAGAAGAACAGCGCGAGACCCGCGGGCGACCGUCUGAUCAUCAAAGGAGGAAAGAUCGUUAAUGACGACCAGUCAUUCUAUGCUGAUGUCUACGUGGAGGACGGAACCAUCAAACAGAUUGGUGAGAAUCUGAUCGUCCCGUCUGGCGUGAAGACAGUGGACGCAUACGGUCAGCUGGUGAUCCCCGGAGGAGUUGACGCCAACACCAACCUGCUCACUCCGCAGAAAGGCCUGAAUCCGGCUGACGACUUCUACCACGGAACCCGUGCCGCUGUGUCCGGAGGAACAACCACCAUCAUGGACCACGCGCUGGUGGAGCCGGGGACGAGUUUACUGACGGCGUUCUAUCAGUGGAAGGAGACGGCAGAGCAGAGGGCGUGCUGCGACUUCUCGCUUCACCUGGACGUCACACGCUGGCACGAAGGGCUGUACGAAGAGCUGGAGACGCUCGUCAAAGAUCAAGGUGUGAACUCCUUCCUGUUCUUCAUGACCUACAAAGACAAAUACCAGAGCUCAGACUCUCAGCUCUACGAGGCGUUUGGGGUCCUUCGGGAUCUCGGAGCUAUCGCACAGGUCCACGCUGAGAAUGGUGACAUCAUCAAUGAGGAGCAGAAGAAGCUUCUUUCUGUCGGCAUCACUGGACCUGAAGGACACGUUUUAUCUCACCCUGAGGAGGUGGAGACGGAGGCAGUGUAUCGGGCCAUCACCAUCGCCAAACAGGCCAACUGUCCACUGUAUGUUACCAAGGUGAUGAGCAAAUCUGCUGCUGAUGUCAUCGCCAAAGCCAGGAAGAAAGGUAUGGUGGUGUACGGGGAGCCAAUCACAGCCAGUCUGGCCACAGACGGCUCUCACUAUUGGUCCAAAGACUGGGCUACAGCUGCUGCCUUUGUCAUGAGCCCGCCUCUCAACCCUGAUCCUUCAACUCCACAGUACCUGACCUCCCUGUUAGCAUGUGGAGACCUCCAGGUGACGUCCAGCGCUCAGGCCAGUUUCUCCACGGCUCAGAAGGCUGUUGGUAAAGACGACUUUACUCUGAUCCCAGAGGGAACCAACGGGAUUGAGGAGAGGAUGUCUGUGGUGUGGGACAGAGCUGUGUCGACGGGGAAGAUGGACGAGAACGAGUUUGUUGCAGUAACGAGCACCAACGCUGCCAAACUCUUCAACAUCUACCCUCGCAAAGGGAGGAUUGCUGUGGGGUCGGAUGCUGAUAUCGUCGUCUGGAAUCCAAAAGAGACGCGAACUGUUUCUGCAAAGACUCACAACCUGACGGUGGAGGUCAACAUCCUGGAGGGGUUGGAGUUUCGAGGCGUGGCGUCGGUUGUGAUCAGCGGCGGACGAAUUGUUCUGGAGGAUGGAAAACUGGACGUGACAGAAGGUUCAGGACGCUUCAUCCCUAGGAAGGCUUUUCCCGACGCCGUCUACAAGAGGAUCAGAGCCCGCAGCAAGAUGGCUGAGGCUCGCGGCGUCCCCCGUGGAAACUACGAUGGUCCGGUCCAUGAUGUCAUAAGCAUGACUAAAUCGGUCCCGCCCACUCCGACCACCAGGGGGCCACCCUGUCCCAAAACUCAGACCAGCCUCCGAAACCUCCAUCAAUCAGGAUUCACCCUGGCAGGAAGUCAGAUUGACGACCACAUCCCUCGUCGCUCUGCUCAGAGGAUUGUGGCGCCGCCUGGUGGACGAUCCAACAUCACCUCUUUAUCUUAAAACUGUCACUUUUAGUUUUUGUCACUUUAAAUAGAAACAGCCGAACCAACCAGUCCUACACCCUAAAACAGUAAUGCUUCAAUAACUACUGCUCCACCCUACAACCACCCGCUGCGAGUAGUAAUCACCACAUUGCUUCCACUUGUACAGCUCCUACUGAAUACUAUGAAAACACUUAGAGUACUAAAUCCUGCAGUCAUGGUACUUCAACUAGUGCUGAACCCUACAACUCAACUAUCAGUUAUAAGACCUACAGUGAGUACUGAUACUUGUACUUUUACUUGUAUAAAACAACAACCAUCCAACUAGUACUACGUCAUAAAACAGUCGUACUUCAGGGACUACUAAAUCUUGCUAUCAUGCUAGUACAUUUCUAAAACAAGUACUACACUCUUACAAGUAAGUUCUAAACCCCACAAAAUGUUUUACUUCAAGUAGUGCUGAAUGUUACAAAAAGUACUUUAUCCUACAAUUACCACUUAAUCCUUUUAGAGGCGUACUUCAACAAGUGUUAAACCCUAAAACUAAAUCCCAGAAUCAAGCUGAACAAACCCUGAAACAGUAGAACAACCAGUAGAACAAACAGUAGAAUAAACAGUAGAACAAACAGUAGAACUACAGUCCUACAGAUCCUACUGAAUCCUAUGAGAACCCCACAUCUCGUAGUAAACCCAGUCACAACAGUACUUCAGACUGAACGCUGCACCUACUGUACUUUAACUGAAGUAGUACUGAAUGUCUCAACAGUCGUACUACAACCCAACACCUGGUCCUAAAUCCUACAGCAGUGGUACUUUAACCAGUACAGAAUGUUACUGAUGUGGUUUAAAGAAUCAGCCAUUUGAAGUACUUCUGCAUGUGUACUUACUUUAACCCUUUCACACAUGUACUCAACAUCAUUUCCUCUCAUCAUUAUCAUCACCCCAUCAUCACGUCUCUGAUCCAUGCACCAGUAGUAGCAGUAGCAGUAGUACUCGUGAUAAUAGUGGUAGUAGUAUGACCCUGGGAAAUACUUCUGUUUCCUUUAGUGGUCUUUUAUUAACAGUACAGAAGUUUUCACCUCACUUCACCAUCAGACAUCUGAACACAACCAGUUCACUCCACUAACUGGGUUUACUGGUUUUACUGGUCUCAUCAUUCACUGUAAAUUAACCUCAUUUCAUCCUCUGUCCUCAGAGGACAGUCCUCAGAGGACAGAGUUGACUCCAGGAGCCGUAUUCACAAACAUUCUGAGACAGCUUUUGAGAGCUAUUAACUUAGCCUAAAGUUUUUUAGUAAGGAGUGAUUUAGGAAAGUUCUCAGAGCGAGGAAGGGACAGAAACUUUUAUCUUAGCGAGGAGGUGUGGUUGACCCUGUUAAUAGGUAUGACACAUACUUUCAACAGAUGUGAUUGGUUUUCAGAGGCACACCCUUUUGUGAGCCUGUAAGGUGAGAGGACACCCAGUGGACAUGACAUGAACUGCGUCACCAUAUAAGUCAAAGUAUGGAAUUGUUAGUGUGAUCACUGUAGUGAAGGCUGAGACAGACCCAAGUCAUCACUGCUGCACUGUUGUGUUUUUACAGGUAUGUCAAAUAACUUAGUGAUCAUUUUAUUUCUGGUGUUAAAGUGUGAGGUGGGAAUGUGUGUGUAUCCCUGAUGAGAUCAGCCACAAAUCAAAUCAAUCUAAUCUGUAGCAUUUCUUUUACUCACUGUCAUUCAGCGUUUGGAGAAUAUUUCUCUGACCUUUUUGUGUUUCCACCAUUUCUGCUGUCUGUAAGAAACUCUUAAACCUCUUAAAAGUCCUCCUCCCUACUCCUAACAGUUUUCACCGUAGGAGCUCUUCCAAGGUCUGAGAUGCUCUGUGAAUACCUUUAAUCUUUACCAGGACUCUUAGCACGAGGACGCUUUGUGAGUACGGCCCCAGGUCUGUUCUGUAGUUUCAUUCCUCAAUCUCGUAUUUCUGACCCACUUUAAACAUGAGACUGUUGUGAUGAUAGAAGUCUGUGUUGUUCUGUAGUGACGUCCGUGUGUGGUGGAGUAACGUGAUGUUGGACUGCAGGGUCGGACCCGUCAGGACCAAGGUUUGAUUCACUCAUAAACUUUAAUCGUUGAUACAGUCAGAAACAGAAUUUCAGACGAACACUGUUCGACUUCCUGUCAGGUUCAGAUCAUGAACUGAAUCUAAAUGGUGCUAAUAAAUCCAGUACCAGCCUGCAAGUAGCCCCC